CGUCUCUAUGGUUCAACCCAAGGUGCAAGGGGUGUGUUACAACGCGUGAGAGACUAGGCGGCCUGCAUCCGGCAGCCGCGGUGCAUUGUGGUAGAGGCGUCGUUGGGAGUUUGUGCUUCGCGCCUGAGCCGAGCGGAACGAGUCGCCAUGUCUCAUACAAUUCUCCUUGUUCAGCCUACCAAACGACCUGAAGGCAGGACUUAUGCAGAUUAUGAAUCUGUAAAUGAAUGUAUGGAAGGAGUCUGUAAAAUGUAUGAAGAACACCUGAAGAGAAUGAAUCCUAACAGCCCUUCCAUUACAUAUGAUAUUAGCCAGUUAUUUGAUUUCAUCGAUGAUUUGGCUGACCUUAGCUGCCUUGUCUAUCGUGCCGAUACUCAGACAUACCAGCCGUACAAUAAAGAUUGGAUAAAGGAGAAGAUCUAUGUUCUUCUCCGCAGACAAGCUCAGCAAGCAAGCAAAUAAUGGGGCACUGAGGGAGGGGCAUGUACAGCAUUCUGUAGUGAAAGUCUUGUAUUGUAGUCCACUGUUCAUUCUUAUAAGCCUAUGACUAGGACUGAGUCAGUUAGAACUGUAAGAGACUUGUUCAUUUCCAGAAGAAAAUGUCUUUUACAUGAGUUUAGUUUUUAAUUUUUCACUUUACUUAGUUUUAUUUUGUUCAGGGUCCUCAAGAUUAUUCACAUCUCCUUCACCAUCGUUGCUAUAUGUACUCCUCAGAAAAGGGGAGAUCAAUAGUAUUACUUGGAGGCAGUGAAAAAUCAUAGCGAACAAUAAAAUAAAUGCUCUUUAGUUAAA
Crotalus tigris (Tiger rattlesnake) is the source of this 792-nucleotide messenger RNA. It is a transcript of the gene ERH, whose product is annotated as ERH mRNA splicing and mitosis factor. The record is from RefSeq and is a predicted model, not a curated record. NCBI's taxonomy places the organism in Eukaryota, Metazoa, Chordata, Lepidosauria, Squamata, Viperidae. Bases 148 to 462 code for a protein of 104 amino acids. The transcript is spliced from 4 exons.